CCCUGGAUCACGAGGUCCAUCAUGCGGAAGUACCGGGAACCUGAUUAACGUAAAAGCAAAACAGUCGAAUAGGUUAACUUAAAGGUGAUGUGUCUGUGAUUAGUGUUGCACUUUACGACAAAAGACCCAGUAGCUUCUCUAGAAAAGGCAUCGAAAUGUCGUCGGAGGAAUUUGAGAAACUGCACGAAAUCUAUAAAUCACUGUAUGAGGAGAUCAAGCUAAUGCCAGAGAGAGCUCUGAAAUGUCACGGAGAGGAAAGGAAGAGGUUGGUGAGGACCUUCGAUGAGAGACAUGGGGAGACUGAUGAAGUGUUACAAGGAAUGGAGGAAGAGCUGCGUGCGGCACCUUCCUCCUACCGAAAUGCAAUGAGUACAAAGCUGCGCAUGUACCGCCGGGAUCUGGGCAAGCUGCAGAGGGACAUGAAAAACUCUGCUCCGGCCUUUGGUUCGACUUCCCAGACAUCAGAGGGAAGUCGUCAUGGCAUCUAUUCGUCAGAAAACCAACAAAGUACACAGCUGCAAUCCCAGAGAGCGUUGCUGCUCCACGGCACGGACUCUCUGAACAACGCCACCCAGAGUAUUGAACGGAGUCAGCGCAUCGCAGCUGAGACGGAUCAGAUCGGCACAGAUAUCAUCGAGGAGCUGGGAGAGCAGAGGGAGCAGCUGGACCGCACCAGAAACCGAUUGGUGGAUACUGGAGAUAACCUCAGUCGAAGUAGAAAAAUUCUUCGUGCCAUGUCACGGCGGCUGGUGACGAACAAGUUGCUGUUAGCUGUCAUCAUUUUAAUGGAGUUGGCCAUUCUGGGUGCUGUGGUUUAUCUGAAGUUCUUCCGACGAUGAGCAAACUAAACCAUCUGAAAAACAAUCUUAAGCUCUGGAUUCAGGGCAAACCCAGACUCUCUACAUCUGUCUCCACUGACUAUCAAGUAGCAAUAAUGCUCCUCUGCUGUUUUCAGCCACCUGUUUCUGUGAAUAAAUAAGGACAUUGAGGGGGUUCAGUCCUAAAGUGAACCUUCACUGACAGGGGACUCGGUCCAUGGGCGGGUGAAGUUAAUUAGACAAGAAUGACUAAUUGUUGAACCUGCUAAUGGACCAAAUCGACAGAAACUCCACGCACAAACUGUGACCUGAGAUUUCCACUGUUUGAUCAGACUGUUAAUGCCCUGCAGGAUGACGUUAUGGACUCGUGUGCUGCCUGCUACCGGCCUCAGUACGGAUUCUCUGUCAGGAUUUAUUCAAGCUGGAGUACGAUCAACUUUCUCCCGCAUGUGUAGAUUCUCUGUUCACUGUCCCUGUGAAAUGUCACCUUAGCUCGGCAGUUCUGGGAGGAUUACACAUUCUCAGAUUUGAGAUCUCGAGACGAAUGUAUUGUGCCAUUAUCUUUAAAAUACUAAACAAAAGUAUUUGAUGAAGUGGCACGAGUUGAAUUUCUUUUGUUGCGUCAUCAUGCCCCGUAUCCAAAUGGUUGUAUUUAGCAAUUUUUUCUAAAUCACUGAGGCCAAAUUUUGUCAGUCAGAGAUGUGAAUUAGAAUUGUGUGGAAACUCUUGAUACGUGGACCUUAACAGUUAAUAAUGUUGUCUAAUUGCUUCAUAAUACAAAGAUCACUCUGAGAAAAAGCUGGAGCAUUCCUCAUUUGCUUGUCUCAAUAUCAUCAUAUAAUUAAUCUUCAACCUCGGUUUGCAAUAUAUCUGGUAUUUCCAGGGCCGGCAGUCAAAGUGAGAAAAACAUCCGCUGUGGAGCUGACGUCACCAAAAUGUGUCACAGGCUGAAGCCCCGAACCAGGUCAGUGCUGCGUAAACAGCACCUGUUACUAUUAAAUUCAUUAUCAAAUAAUAUGAUAAGGUUAUUCUUAGUGCCGUGUUCCUGAAGUGGAACAUCUGCCACCAUGUUUUUCUUCCGCAUAGAUAUCAUGCCUUCCUCGAGUGGUGCCAAGCACAACAACAUGUUGGCUGACCUGCUUGUGGGGGGCGGGUGGGGGGCGGGUGAGGGGCGGGGUCAAAUGUCAAUGUGUGAAUCUGUUUUUUUUCUUCUUUUGUCUGACGUAUUGCUUUCACGCCCCCUUCGAAAAAAACACAACAAAUAAAGUACAACUUUUGUGCUGUUACUAACAGUAAAUACUAUGUUUGCAUUUCUGCAUGUAAAUUGUAAUAUUUUAUGAUACAAUUGCAACUAAUCAUUACAGUAACUAUGACGCCAGCAACACGGAUAGUUUAGUUUAACUGGAUCCCCAUUAGCUGACGCUUUAGCAACGCUGUUGUCCACAGGAAGGACAAAAUGUAAUGCAUACAAAACAUGACGUGAAACAAACGGUUAAAAAAUAGUACAAACAGAAUGAUAUAAAAAUGGUAGUCAGAUACCUAGUACAGUCGAGGACUAGGAUGUAUAUUGUGCAGUACAUCAGUAAUUUAUACAAAGAAGGAUCCAAUGACUACAAAAGUGAUGGAAAAUGUCAAGUGGUUAAUGGCCUGAAGUGCGUCUUUUAAUUGUUUUUUAAAUGACUAAUUACCUGUAUGAGGAGGUAGUAAAUUCCAAGCGGUAAUUGCACGAAAAGUAACUACAUUUGAGGUUUGUUUUUGGGGUUGGAGGUACCACGUGACCUAAGCUAGUGUUCCUUGUGUAAUGGUUGUGUCUGUUACAUGUAUAUUGUAACUGAAUAAAUAUUCAGGUGUCUGAUUAAAUACUAUUCUGAAAAACA
Cyclopterus lumpus (lumpfish) is the source of this 2695-nucleotide messenger RNA. It is a transcript of the gene vti1b, whose product is annotated as vesicle transport through interaction with t-SNAREs 1B. The record is from RefSeq and is a predicted model, not a curated record. Gene Ontology annotation, biological process: regulation of protein localization to plasma membrane; macroautophagy; Golgi to vacuole transport. Lineage: Eukaryota; Metazoa; Chordata; Actinopteri; Perciformes; Cyclopteridae. The transcript is spliced from 6 exons. Bases 156 to 839 code for a protein of 227 amino acids. Gene Ontology annotation, cellular component: late endosome membrane; SNARE complex; ER to Golgi transport vesicle membrane. Gene Ontology annotation, molecular function: SNARE binding; SNAP receptor activity.